GAAUUCAGCCAUCCCAAAUUCCUCCGCGCACGCCCAGACCUGUUGGACGCCAUCAAACGCAAAGCUCUUGAGCCUGAUCCUCGCGAACGUGGCCGUCGCUCGUCUCCUAAAUGACAUGCGAGACGAGAACAAGGCCCUCUGGCGCGAGAUCUCACGUCUAGGCGGACGCGUCCCUUCUCACAUCGCUAACACCCUCUCCCAAUCUGCUAGUACCUCCCCCCCGAAAUUACAUAUCGGGGGAGAUGAUGAUGAUGAAGAUGGCAGUGAGGAGGGAUUUUCGUUCAAUGUCAUGGCACCUGGUUUCAGUAUGGGGAUGGGUGGAGGAGGCGAAGCUUGGAUGAAUUGGGCAGGUGCCGAGAUGCGCCGUGAACGACGGAAAGUGGAGAAAUUGACCGGGAUCGUAAGGACCCUAUGCGAUACGAUCGGAUCUGUAUCACCAACGCUAAUCCAAGAACUCAACGCCCUGAACGCCCCAAGCCCCUCCCCCUCCCCAGUCCCUCCAAGCCCGAUUCCAAGCGAUCACAGCCCCAACAUCUACAUCACCUCAGCCCCUUCUCCAUCCCCCUCACACGCACACUCCCCCUCCCAUUCGCACUCAUCUCAGGGUCAUGGCCACAGCCAUCACCCCUCAGUCCCAAUGCUCAGCAUCCCCCAGUACGCCCUGCACACAUCAACUCCCUCUCCCACCUCCAGCGAGUUCUCUGCCUUUGGUCGACAUGGACACGGGCGCCAGCCUAGUAUCACCCUGACGCCCACUCCUGAUGUAGAUGCACACGGCAUGCGAGAGGGAGGAGGAAGGGAGAAGAGGCAGAGAAGGACGGGGAGUGUCGUUAGUGUGGGCAGUGUUGGGUCUUCGAUGGGCGGCGGAUCUCCGAUGGUUUCUCCUAUGGUGGGAGGGUCUGUCUCUGGACUUGGCGGUGCUUCGAUGGGGGGAGAAGAUGAUGUUGAGGGGGAGAUGAGUUUGAGUUUGGAUUUGGAUAUGGACGUUGGUGGGAGUGGUGGUGAGAAGCAGCAGCAGCAGCAACAUCAAAGAGCGAGGAGCGAUUCGGCGCCCACGUGGGUUACGGGUCAGAAUGCUGGUACUAGUGCUGGUGGGGGUGUUGGCGUUGGUGGACUUACUGCGAAUUGGGGGCGACCGAGGAGCGGGAGCGGGUAUGGGAGGUGAUCGACGACGGGGAUUCAUGCCUGGUGUUUGAAAGUGUCGCGCUUUUUUCUUUCUUUGAUCUGCUUUUACUGUUACUUGUCUCCG
Suillus fuscotomentosus is the source of this 1249-nucleotide messenger RNA. RefSeq lists its product as uncharacterized. The record is from RefSeq and is a predicted model, not a curated record. The transcript is spliced from 3 exons. Lineage: Eukaryota; Fungi; Basidiomycota; Agaricomycetes; Boletales; Suillaceae. Bases 116 to 1165 code for a protein of 349 amino acids.